Molecule: messenger RNA, 131 nt
Organism: Scutellospora calospora
Lineage: Eukaryota; Fungi; Glomeromycota; Glomeromycetes; Diversisporales; Gigasporaceae
Source: the annotation of a GenBank genome assembly
AGUCAUGGCUCCUACGCCUCAGGGUGUGGUUACUGCAACUCUAAGGAAGAUACUUCACAUAAAUUUGGUUUAAGUGCGAUUAAACUGACCUGCCAGGAUUAUCAAGACCUUAUUGAUCGAGGCUGGCGACG